AUGGAGCUCAUCAGGAGUUUAACGGAAGAAGAAAUUGAAGAAAGCCAAUUAAAACAACAGAUACUCUCUCAAGGACACGAAAAUUCACGGAAAACAUGGGAGACAGGGAUGGGUUCAGCGCUGGGAACAAGGGAGGCUGAGCUGAAUCCGGACAACAUAAUUUCAACGAAUCCACAAUCGUUAGAUGUUACGCCAGCAAUAUCGGAGGAAGCAGUUGUGGAUAACAUUAACCAAUGGAGACAAGGUAUGGCGGAAUCACAUGGUGUGAUACAAAAAUUUACGACGCUAAACGAUGAGUUUACUGAAAGAAUCAAAGAAGAAAACAGGGAAAUUGACGAAAAGAACAUUAGUGUUGAAAGAGCAACAAAAAGCAAAAUGGAAAAGAAUAUAAAAAGAGAUGGAGAGUUGAAGAUAAGGAGUAGUUAA
Rhizophagus irregularis DAOM 181602=DAOM 197198 is the source of this 426-nucleotide messenger RNA. The record is from RefSeq and is a predicted model, not a curated record. NCBI's taxonomy places the organism in Eukaryota, Fungi, Glomeromycota, Glomeromycetes, Glomerales, Glomeraceae.